CUGCUUUCAGAUGUGGUGAAGAGCCUGUAUUUUCCCCUGUGCGAUAUAUAGUGCCUUAAAAAAUGGGGUUUGGAGGUGACCUGAAGUAUUCUCAUGAUGCUUUAUUAAAACUGCAAGACUGGGAACUACGACUGCUGGAAACGGUGAAGAAAUUUAUGGUCAUGCGCGUAAAAAGUGAUAAGGAGUAUGCCUCCACUUUACAGAAUCUUUGUAAUCAAGUAGAUAAAGAGAACACUUGUCAAUUGGAUUAUAUCAGCAAUGUGUCCAAGUCUUGGUUGCUUGUGGUACAGCAAACAGAACAGCUGAGCAAAAUAAUGAAGACACAUGCAGAGGAUCUUAAUUCUGGGCCUUUGCAUAGGCUUACAAUGAUGAUCAAAGAUAAGCAGCAAGUUAAGAAGAGUUAUGUAGGUGUUCAUCAACAAAUUGAAGCAGAGAUGUACAAGGUCACAAAGACUGAACUAGAGAAACUAAAAUCUAGCUAUAGACAACUAAUAAAAGAAGUAAAUUCUGCCAAAGAAAAGUAUAAAGAAGCUGUGGUUAAAGGAAAGGAGACUGAGAAAGCCAAAGAUCGGUGUGAUAAAGCCACUAUGAAGCUUCAUAUGUUGCAUAAUCAGUAUGUGUUGGCACUGAAAGGAGCACAGUUACAUCAGCACCAGUAUUAUGAUACUACACUUCCUCUGUUACUUGAUUCACUACAGAAGAUGCAAGAAGAAAUGAUUAAAGCCCUAAAAGGAAUCUUGGAUGAAUAUAGCCAGAUCACCAGUCUUGUAACAGAAGAGAUUGUGAAUGUCCAUAAAGAGAUCCAGACCUCAGUUGAACAGAUAGACCCUAACUCUGAGUAUAAUGACUUCAUAGAUACUCACAGGUCAUCAGAAGUUGUUGAACAAGAAAUAGAGUUUGAUACAUCUUUACUAGAAGAAAAUGAAAACCUUCAAGCUAAUGAGAUCAUGUGGAAUAAUCUAACAGCAGAAAGUUUACAAGUCACGUUAAAAACAGUAAUAGAAGAACUGAUUCAGACACAGCAAACCCUUCUGAGCAAAGAGGAACUUGUGUUGGAACUAGAGAAAAAAAUAGAAGAGUCCUCUAAGACUUGUGAAAAGAAGUCUGAUAUUGUACUCUUGCUGAGCCAAAAGCAAGCACUGGAAGAACUUAAGCAAACAGUUCAGCAAUUAAGAUGCUCUGAGGCAAAAUUUGCAGCCCAGAAAGAAUUACUGGAACAAAAGGUUCAAGAGAAUGAUGGGAAAGAGCCACCACCUGUAGUGAAUUAUGAAGAAGAUGCCAGAUCAGUCACUUCUAUG
Messenger RNA from Fulmarus glacialis (Northern fulmar), 1298 nucleotides. It is a transcript of the gene FER, whose product is annotated as fer (fps/fes related) tyrosine kinase. The transcript has 8 exons. The annotation marks the transcript as partial. The record is from RefSeq and is a predicted model, not a curated record. Lineage: Eukaryota; Metazoa; Chordata; Aves; Procellariiformes; Procellariidae.